AUGGGGCAACAGUCGCUGAUCUACAGUUUCGCGGCGAGAGGAACGGUGAUCCUCGCGGAAUACACUGAAUUCACGGGGAAUUUCACGAGCAUAGCCUCGCAGUGUCUCCAAAAACUUCCGGCCACAAACAACAAGUUCACCUACAAUUGCGAUGGCCACACCUUCAACUACCUCGUCGAAAACGGAUUCAAUCAGAUUGGCUUCUUGUUUACCUUCCAUAAAGUUCUGCAGUUCUCAGACUAG
Molecule: messenger RNA, 243 nt
Organism: Ilex paraguariensis (yerba mate)
Lineage: Eukaryota; Viridiplantae; Streptophyta; Magnoliopsida; Aquifoliales; Aquifoliaceae
Source: the annotation of a GenBank genome assembly